Molecule: messenger RNA, 429 nt
Organism: Phragmites australis (common reed)
Lineage: Eukaryota; Viridiplantae; Streptophyta; Magnoliopsida; Poales; Poaceae
Exons: 4
Coding region: 1-429 (142 amino acids)
Source: RefSeq, a predicted model, not a curated record
AUGGCCAUCAGGCCAGGGUGUUGGGUUCCUUGGACAACAAUGAAAAAUAUGCACUAUAUUGGCUACUCCUAUGGCAACCUUAUAUAUGGCCAUGAGAAUACACUACCUCAAAAAAGUGGUACCAGGGUUGAACGUCCACAGCUAAUUAUCGACAAGUAUGAUGACCCUGUCUUUGGAUCCCUCACAGCUCCUCUUGCAUCACCUGACUCCUCGUUCAAGCUGGACCCUACCUAUUCCAGUAGAAUCUACCAAGCUGUCCGCCUCGCUCUGUCAUCUGAACCAAAAUGGGUUAAGGCAGCGAGACUUGAUAAUUUGUCUGUGUUCGUUGGCACUGAAACGAAUAGCCAAGCAUUCGCAUGGAAGAACCCAGAAAGGUGGGGAGGGAGAAGCAACUGCGUAUACUUCUGGGGUGUCCAUGAACCUUGGUGA